AUUGGCCAGUGUUUUCAUCAGCAUUGCAUGAUCGUGUACAGUGCAGAUUGGAGCGAGAUGAAUGUAUACGCAUAAAUAUUUCUUUAUCCUCAUCUGUAUUGACCGCUGCACGGGAGGUGCGCUGCCUUCAGGUUUCCUGAGAUGUCCCUUGUCACCGCAUGGCUGUGAUGCCACAAUGCGUUGCCUGGUGGCACGGAUCAACCACAAGACUCUGAUUGUCAUUUGCGUCGUGUUUGCUCUCAUCACCAUACUGCUGUGGAACAAGUGCUCCAGCGACAAUGACCUGCCCACCCAGAUCAGACCACAGCUCGAAUCUGCGCCCACCCCGGACAAGGAGGAGGAGAACGGGCAAUCCCCUGAAGCCCCGCCUGGUUCCAAGGAGGUCACCUACGAGCAGAUUGACUGCCUUAUCAAUGAGGAUGCCAUAAUAAAAGGGCGGCGAGAAGGGGGAGAGGUUUAUCUGCCCUUCAGCUGGGUGGAGAGGUAUUUUGACGUUUACGGGCGUCUGGUGCAGUACGAUGGGGUCGAACGCUUCGAGUUCUCCCACAGUUACUCGAGAGUGUAUGCACAGAGGGAGCCCUACCACCCUGACGGGGUCUUCAUGUCGUUUGAGGGCUACAACGUGGAAGUGCGAGAUCGAGUAAAGUGUAUCAGCGGCGUGGAAGGUGUCCCAAUUUCCACACAGUGGGGUCCUCAGGGGUAUUUCUACCCCAUUCAAAUAGCUCAGUAUGGGCUAAGCCAUUACAGCAAGAACCUAACAGAGAAGCCACCUGACAUAAAGAUGUAUGGGAUGUCAGAAGAGAAGGAGGGCGGCUCAGUUCAAUGGACUGUCCCUAAGGGCUGCUCUCUCUCUAAGAUUCAGGAUCAAAGUCGCUCUGGGUUUGUUCAUCAUUUUGUCACGGCAGAAAACUCAGACGGUGUAUCUCUGCUAGUGGAUAACUCAAAAGAUUUCGUUCUGACCUUUGAUGUGAGGUUCAUCUCCAACGGUAGUGUCUCUGUUGUUCUGGAGACUACAGAUAAAGGAGCUCCUUACACCAUCCAUUACAUCACUAGUCCACUUCUUCUGUCCUUCAAAGACAGAGAGGUCAUCUAUGGCAUCGGGCCCAGAACAACCUGGAGUACCGUCAGUCGGGAUUUAGUGACAGACCUGCGUAAAGGAGUCGGUUUGUCCAACACCAAAGUGGUGAAGGCGACCAAGAUCUUGCCUCGUCGUGUGGUCCAGCUGGUCCUCAGAGGUCCUGGAUUCAUCAGCAAUAUCACAGUGUCUUCCACAGCACACAUGGCUGCCUUCUUUUCCGCUAGCGAUUGGCUUCUUCAUAACCAGGAUGAGCACGGAGGGUGGCCGAUCAAGGUGACUCGUAAACUAGGAGAGGGCUUCAAGAGCUUGGAACCGGGAUGGUAUUCUGCAAUGGCACAGGGUCAAGCCAUGUCAACAUUAGUGAGGGCGUACUUGGUCACUCAUAACCCCAUGUACCUUAGCGCUGCGAUACGGGCGACGUCCCCCUUUAAGAAGACCUCAGAGCAACGUGGGGUUAAGGCGACAUUCAUGAACAAGUUUGACUGGUAUGAGGAAUACCCCACGACACCCAGUUCAUUCGUUCUUAAUGGCUUCAUCUACUCUCUGAUUGGGCUGUACGAUGUGGCUGAGACGGCAGGCAACAAGCUCGGACGAGAUGCAGGCGUACUCUUCGGUCAAGGGCUGGAGUCACUCAAGGCCAUGUUGCCGUUGUUCGACACAGGUUCUGGAACAGUUUACGACCUGAGGCACUUUACGCUGGGCAUGGCCCCUAAUUUAGCACGCUGGGAUUACCACACCACUCACAUCAACCAAUUACAGCUGCUCUCGUCGAUUGACAGCGCCCCGAUUUUCAGGGAUUAUGUAAAACGCUGGAAAACUUACCUAAAAGGGGGCCGUGCUAGGCACAACUAGACUUUAUAAAACAUUGAUUGUUACAUUUUACAGUUUUAUAUCAAAUCAUACGACAUUGUGUAGGAAUUGGUGACACAUAUUUUUACUUUCAUCAGAAAAAAAUGCUUAAUGUACCUUAUGUGAUUGCUUUAAUGUGUUGUUCAGAAAACCUGUUGAGCUGUUGAACAUGCUUUGUGACCUUAAAAAUGUCCAAAUAUUGUGGUACAUUUGAAUGUAUGAAAACAAUGUAUGAAACAAGCACAUGUUCCCCUAAAAGGAAGCGAGAUUAUUAGUAUCUUUAAAAAUCAGGUGCGUGCAGUUAUUUAUUAUUUAUUUACUCACAUUUAUUCAUGUAAGUAGAACACAAAUCUGUGUGUGUUUGAACAAUAAAUGUAACUUUAUUAC
This is a messenger RNA of Paramisgurnus dabryanus, 2314 nucleotides long. It is a transcript of the gene glcea, whose product is annotated as glucuronic acid epimerase a. The record is from RefSeq and is a predicted model, not a curated record. NCBI's taxonomy places the organism in Eukaryota, Metazoa, Chordata, Actinopteri, Cypriniformes, Cobitidae. Gene Ontology annotation, cellular component: Golgi apparatus. Gene Ontology annotation, biological process: heparan sulfate proteoglycan biosynthetic process. Gene Ontology annotation, molecular function: heparosan-N-sulfate-glucuronate 5-epimerase activity.